AUGAGGAAUGAACCAAACGAGUCAGUGACGGACACGCCCGUGCUGGAAGAGACAUUGCGUCCUGACUCGACUGAGGGUACUGCCGACACAAAUAAUCGUGGCAAUUUUACACGUAAUUUGAACAAAGAAGCCGAUGAAUCCGUGGCCAAGAAGAUGUUUCUAGGCGGACUAGUGUUCUUGCCAUGGCUACAUCUCGUCACUGUUGUUUUCUACCAUAAACAGUUUUUAGAUUCGUCUAUUGACGCAUCUGUCACACGUUGGGUGCGACGUUCGUUCUUGGGGUUUCUCUUUUGGACGGUAUUGUUCAUGUCAUGGGUUUUAAUAUUCCAACUGAAGUGGAAAGAAUUUGGCUGGCAGAGUCUUGUUAUGGUGGUGCCAAAAGAAGAUGAGAAUCCAGGCUGGUGA
Messenger RNA from Peronospora farinosa, 405 nucleotides. NCBI's taxonomy places the organism in Eukaryota, Oomycota, Peronosporomycetes, Peronosporales, Peronosporaceae. The record is from the annotation of a GenBank genome assembly.